AAGUUACACAUACAUGAGGUGUUGCUUUAAUUGUUUUUUUGAAACCAGGUUUGCUGUUCACUUACUCCAUAUGAGAUAUAAAUAUUGCCUUGUAUUUUUUACAGGUAACAUACCACAUCUGUCGGAAAUGGGUAUUACAUUUGUCAGCUACCCUCUGCAGUCACUAGUAUGUUACAGAAUAUCUAGUCUCAAAAAUAAAACUUUAAAAUGAACACACAAAAAAUAGGCCACAAUGUUGUUCCACGCAACAGAUUUGUUUACUAAAGAAUUUGCUCUGUGUUUAGCGUGUCUUUCUCGCCUCGCAGUCUCAAUCAUUCAAAGGCAUGGCGGUGACGUGGCCAAGCGUUCUUAUUAUAGCACAAUGGGUCCAACUUGAGUUUGGUAAAGGAAAACGAAACUGAGAAGACAACAUUCCCGAUGUAGGGAGACUGAACAGCAUUCAGCCCCUUUGUCAAGUUCCAUUGGACAUACACUGGGGACAAGGCAACACUGUUCAGUAACGAUAUCAGCCAAACCAGGAAAUGUCCAAACACAGGGAAAGCAUCAUGUCACGAUUAGAGAUAACAAGGGAGCUCUUGGGCCAGUACAUCUCUGACACCCUCAGCCACAUUCACACAGUGAGGGAGUUCUGUGACAGGCAUUGCAAAUGGGCCCUUCAGAGGGAGACAGAACUGAAAAUGAUGAGGGACAUCAAGGAGAGGGCAGAGAGAAUUGACCUUAAGUUCGACCAUGUCCGUAAGUCGGCGACCAAGGCCAAGGCGUUUGGGGAGUUCGUAUGGAGCGGUCUGACCCAGGUGACUGCAGACAGUAGGCGUGAGGAGCUGGAGAAGGAGCUGGGGGCUGUACUAAAGGACACUCUGGGAGGCCUGGAGAAGCUGGAUUACUUCCUGGAUGCUGUGGAGUGUCUGGCGGUCACCUGUCUGUUGGUGUUUGAGGAGAACAGGUUCCUCUGUCUGCCUCAGGGGACGAGCCCUGCCAGUGUUCAGGCUGUCAUCAUUGCUGCCAGAAUGGCCUGCCCUCUCCUCAUCCAUUUUAAGAGGGAUGCUAAGGCUUUCUUUAUGCCCAGCCUCCUCAAUGUAGAGGUGCUGGCCUGCCAACUCGUUAGAUACAUACAAAUCAGCCAGCAGGUCUGUAAAAGGAUGGAGAAGGGAUUACAGAUCAGACCAGAGUCUGAAAAUAAACUUGGUAGCUACAUCAGUCAAAUGCUGUUUUGGAAAAAGAAGAAUGACAUCCCUGUGGUCAACCUUGGUGCUGAUGUGCGGAAAGAGUCCAUACAAAAGAUGCUGGACCAUUUGAAUCAGCUGAGUGAUAUCAGGAUGGACCAGAACCUCAGACUGACAUUCCUGUUCCAAGGGGCUGCUCAGCGCUUCAUUGGUCAGUUCAGCCAGUGCCGACCCAGGAUGGAGCAGUUUCUGACCGAGUUGGAGGAGAAUGCUGUGCAGCUGGACAGAAUGAAGCUGGGGGCUAAGAUCUCCAGUGUGGCAGGCAGCUCAGUGGGGGUGGCUGGAGGGAUCCUAACCAUCGUGGGCUUAGCCCUGACCCCUGUCACUGGUGGAGUGUCACUGGCUCUCACAAUUGCAGGGGCCAGCCUGGGGGUCACCAGUGGGGUCAACAGUAUAACCACUGGUAUCACAGAGAUGAAGGUCAAUAGCAUCCAUGAGAAGAAAGCCAGUGAAAUAUUUCAGAGUUUCAUGGAGGAUGUAGAGAGUCUUCAGGAGUGUCUGGAGGAUGUGGUCAGGAAUAUGGAGCCCUUCCUGGGGCAGAGCACGGUGAACAUGGUUGGAGCAAGGAAGGUGAUUGCCACCACUUGGACCAUCGGAAAACGCAUUGACUCCCUAGUUGACCUUUCCUCAGGUUUUAAGUCUGCAGAAGUCCUUAGAAACAAAGAUCUGAUCUCAAGCGCUGGUAAGUUGGCGCUCCAGGAAGGCAAAGUAGCACGAAACCUACCCAAGCUAGCCGAGGACAUCCCGGACAUUGGACAGGUGGCCAAAGGCACCCCACUAGCCCUCUCCAAGUCAGCGCGGGCUGGUCUCAUCACCCUCAACGUCCUCUUCAUUGGCCUGGAUGUCUUCUUCAUCUGUAAAGACAGCGUCAGCCUGGCCAAAGGCAGCAAGAGUGAGAGAUCCCAGCUCAUCCGUGCCAGAUCAGCAUUAUGGCGCACAGAGAUGGAGUCCUGGCAGAAGAUCCAUGACUCGCUGUGUAGAGGUCUAUUAACAUUAGAGAAAAGUCAGAUCGUCCUGGAGCAGCCAUUUUACCCUCUGGAGGAGAAGCUGAGAGGGAAGAAAUCGAUGUGUAUGACACAGUAGGACAACAUAAAUGACUUAACAGUCUUUGAAGUUAGGGCCUCUCAAACAUACUGUACAGUGGCACUUAGAAUGUUCCACAAUUAAAAAUAAAGAGAUGACACAUACAUGUCA
Molecule: messenger RNA, 2417 nt
Organism: Oncorhynchus nerka (sockeye salmon)
Lineage: Eukaryota; Metazoa; Chordata; Actinopteri; Salmoniformes; Salmonidae
Exons: 6
Coding region: 522-2306 (594 amino acids)
Biological process (GO): lipoprotein metabolic process; lipid transport
Cellular component (GO): extracellular region; membrane
Molecular function (GO): lipid binding
Source: RefSeq, a predicted model, not a curated record